Molecule: messenger RNA, 1608 nt
Organism: Kwoniella mangroviensis CBS 8507
Lineage: Eukaryota; Fungi; Basidiomycota; Tremellomycetes; Tremellales; Cryptococcaceae
Exons: 8
Coding region: 1-1608 (535 amino acids)
Molecular function (GO): oxidoreductase activity, acting on paired donors, with incorporation or reduction of molecular oxygen; iron ion binding; heme binding
Source: RefSeq, a predicted model, not a curated record
AUGGCGGUCUAUCUCUCGGACUGGAUUAGAAGAUACCUCAGUGUCAGAAGCCAAGUGAGAGGACUGCCAACGAUCAGUAGUCUUUUCGAAUUCUUCGAAUCUUCCUAUCGCCAGAAAUUGCCGCACAUAUCAUUCAUUGUACCUGUCCGAGAUUAUACCAUUGACACGCCAUGGGAUAAGUAUGCCAAGUUCCGCUCUGACCUUUUCGCCUGCCCACAACUUUCCACUCCAUCUUACGCAGUAUAUGUCACUUCCAACUCCAACGCUGCCGUUUUGAUAUCAAACAAAUCCGGCCUUUUCGGUAAACCAAUCGAUAUGUUUCGAUAUGUUGCGAUCAACAUAUUUGGUAAGCAGAUCACCAGUACGCAGAGUGGAGAUGAGCAUUAUAGACAUAAGAAAAUUGUCAAGCCCUGCUUCAACGAGAACAUCAUGCAGACUGGCUGGUCAAAGAUGGUAGAAGCUUUUCAGACUAUGAAGUUCGAGGAAACGAUCGAAGGAGGGGGAACAAUCGAAGAUGUGAAAGAUUGCAUGAUCAAACUCACUCUGUAUGUUUUUGGACGAUCAGGCUUCAACAUGGACUUUCCUUGGAAUAUACCUCAGAGCAAAGCUGAGGAGAGCAUGCCAUUUGCAGAAGCCUUGCAUACAGUCGAAAGUAGCAUAACAGUGCAGGUGCUUGUACCUUUUUGGACUUUGGUCUAUUUUCCAUUAAAAUCAGUUCGCCGACUGGGACAAGCUCAGAAAUCGUUCGUGUCCCAUCUCAAGGCAAUGUACCAUUCGAAGCGAUUGGAGCUGAAGUCUUCAAGUGGAUAUGACCAGGAUCGCAAUAUUUCACCUCCUCCCAAAGAUAUAUUGGGUGCGUUGGUCGCUAGUCAGAUGAGUGCUGAGUCGGAGGAAAGAUUAAAAGCAAGUAAAACGAGAGAGAAGGUCCUGGGUUUGAUGGAAUCAGAGGUUAUAGGUAAUAUUUGUGAAGCUGGCCACGAAACGACUGGUCAUACCCUUACGUUCCUUCAAGCGUACUUAUGCGUCUACCCAGAAUGGCAAGACAAGCUCUACGAGGAGAUUAUAAGUGUAUGCGGAGAUGAGCCACCCAGCUACCGACAUAUGAGUCAAUUGAACAUAUGCUUAGCAGCCUGCUACGAGACUAUCCGUCUUAAGGACAUAGUGAUGACCUUACCCAAAAUAGCUAUGAAGGAUACCACUCUGCCAUACACCACAUGGGGUGAUGAAGGUCACAUCUCUCAUAAGGUACAUUGUAUCAAGAAGGGCAGUCAUAUAAUCAUCGAUUCGCCCGCACUGUCACUCAACCCUUUCGUCUGGACCGAUCCGGGUAGAUUCGAUCCUACCAGGUUCCUAGAUGCUAACGGUAGAGUAUCAAGCUCGAUCAAUAGUUUCGCUGGAUUCAGUCUUGGUCAAAGACAAUGUAUUGGCAAGAGGUUUGCCGAGGUGGAGAUGGUAGCGUAUAUAAGUCAUUUAAUCAAGGAAUACAGAUUGUUUCCUAUUGAGAAAGAUGGCGAAACCAUACAUGAGAUGAAGGCAAGGAUUUUAAAGGGAACGGAGGAGUUGACGUUGACGCCUGGGAAAUUUGCGGUCAGGUUUGAGAAACGAUAA